AUGUGCAAAUAUUGUACCUCGAUCAACCCGCUUCAAGAAGCCCUCAAUGGAGAAAAACGCUGCCGAAAGUACCUUUGGGACCUUGACCUCGGGAUCCCGACAGUCGAGGAUGAUGCUCCACCAAAGAUGAUAAUAGAGAACGCGCUGGAGAAUCAAGGCAAGGCCGCGGAGAAAAAGGACGAAGAAGUGACCCGAAUAAAGGAAGAAGUUGAAAAUCUCAAGGAUCAACUCCAGCAGAAAUCCAAGGAACUCGAAAAGGCAAAGUUGGAGAACCGACUUGACAGCAUCAUUCUCUGGGUCCUGGCCGACUCCAUCGUCAAGUACGUAGAUAAGAUCGUUGUCGACGGCGACACUGCUUCAGUCAAGACAGCCAGUGACAGUGGAUGCGAGAGCGAACACUUCACGCCGAUCGACGAAUACGAAGAACUCGCCAAAGAAUCUUUCAUCUUCGACUUCAACGAUCAAACCGAAUGGCCCGUCAUUUCCUGA
This is a messenger RNA of Oikopleura dioica, 489 nucleotides long. The record is from the annotation of a GenBank genome assembly. NCBI's taxonomy places the organism in Eukaryota, Metazoa, Chordata, Appendicularia, Copelata, Oikopleuridae.